This is a messenger RNA of Plasmodium falciparum 3D7, 1578 nucleotides long. It is a transcript of the gene MSP10, whose product is annotated as calcium-binding EGF-like domain-containing protein. Lineage: Eukaryota; Apicomplexa; Aconoidasida; Haemosporida; Plasmodiidae. The record is from RefSeq and is a predicted model, not a curated record.
AUGAUGUUUUUUAAGUGUAAUCAGGUUUUUACCUUGGUUUUUUUGUUGCUCUUAUAUUUUAACAAUAUUGUCUACACCCAUGUAGAUGAUAUAAAAAAUACAUCCCAGAAGAAAAUUACAUAUGAUAAAUAUAAUAAAAAUAAAGAAAAUAUGAAUAAUGAAAAAAAUGAUAAUAAAGAUAAUAAAGAUAAUAUUUAUAAUGAUAAUAUUAAUAAUGAUAAUAUUAAUAAUGAUAAUAUUAAUAAUGAAGAUGAGUAUAAAUUUUUAUCUAUGAAACAUUAUAAAGAUAGUUUAUCAAAUAAAUUAAAUAAUGAAAAUGAUCAUAUGAACUAUUUAAUAAGAAAAAGAAAAGAUAAUACUCAAGGAAGUCAACAUUUCAAUGAAAAUAUUGAAAAUAAUGAAAAUGUUGAAAAUAAUGAAAAUAUUGAAAAUAAUGAAAAUAAUGAAAAUAUUGAAAAUAUUGAAAAUAAUGAAAAUAAUGAAAAUAAUGAAAAUAUUGAAAAUAAUGAAAAUAAUGAAAAUAAUGAAAAUUCAUCUAUCAUGAAUUCAGAAUCAUAUAAUAAUAUUAUCAAUUCUAAUGAACAUAAUGAAGAACAAAUAAAAAAAAAAGAAGAAGAUUUAAUUGAAGCAUUUUUCCCAUUUAUAUUAAAAAAAUUAGAUAACGAAUCAUUAUCUCUUGAUAAUAAAUAUGAUGAUUAUUAUAAUUUACCAAAUGAUCAUAAUGACACACAUAAAGAAAAUUCAAGUGAUCAUAAUUUAUUAGGAUAUAAAUUGGGUAACAAUCUAAAAUCAUAUUUGAUAGAAGAAAAUGAUGUUUCUCAAAAAAAAACUGAUGACAUAAAUGAAAGUGCAAGUAGUGACUCUGAAAACAUUCAAGAAAUUCUCAGUACGGAUUCAAAUACAUCUCAUUUGAAGGAACGAAAAAAUCAAAAAGCUCCACCCGGUGAACAUAAACCAGAAGUAAAAAAUGCAUUGUUAAAUUCACAAGUAGCUUCACCUAAAGGAGAAGAUGAAAAAAAAUCACAACCUCAACACCCUUUAGUUAAUAGUGGGGAUCAAUUACAACAUCCAAAAGAAAUUGAUGAGAAUGCGGAAAAAAUAAGAAGAACGUUAUUAAAAGAAAGCAGGGAUAUUAAAAAUACAACAGCCAUAAUAGACGAAACAGUAUAUAAAUUUGAACAACUCAUUAUGAAAGGAAGAUAUUAUGCCACUGCAGUGAGAAAUUUUGUUAUAUUUAAAGUAAAUUAUAUUUGUGAAUAUUCCAAAUGUGGACCCAAUUCACGUUGUUAUAUUGUCGAAAAAGAUAAAGAACAAUGUAGAUGCCGACCUAAUUAUAUAGUUGAUAUGAGUGUAAAUUAUUUUAAAUGUAUACCUAUGAAAGAUAUGAACUGUUCAAAAAAUAAUGGAGGUUGUGAUGUAAAUGCAGAAUGUACUAUUGUUGAAGGUGCAGUAAAAUGUCAGUGUUCACAUCUUUAUUUUGGUGAUGGUGUAUUUUGUGUAAAGAAUUCUCAAACAAAACAAACUUUAUAUAUUUUAUUUAUAGUAAUAUUGUUAGUUUUUCAAAAUUUUUUCAUUUAA